AUGAACAAAUCAUAUGCUGCCAUGUUUGCUCCAUUUAGGAAUGGGAUAAUCAAAAGCAUGCGUGAGGAAGAUUACAUUAGCAAUAGAGAAAUGGACCUUCUUUCUAUUCCCAGCAAUGCAGGAACUUUGAGAUUAGUUCAAUGGCCUUUGUUUCUGCUAAGCAUUCAGGAGUGCUAUUGCAGUAUUGGAAAAAUAUUAUAUUCCUUAGUUGAUAAUGAAGGAAGACUUUGGGUGGAAAGAAUUUUUCGUGAGAUCAAUAACAGUAUAUCAGAGGAGUCACUUGUUAUAACCUUGACUCUCAAGAAGCUUCCGCAUGUUAUGUCUAGACUUACGGCAUUGACUGGACUUCUGAUUCGAAAUGAUCCCACACUUGCAAAAGGUGCCGCAAAAGCUGUUUAUGAGCUAUAUGAUGUUGUUACUCAUGACCUGGUGUCUUCCGAUUUAAGAGAGAAUCUUGAUACAUGGAACAUUUUAGCAAGGGCUAGGGAUGAUGGCCGCCUUUUUUCUAGGAUACAGUGGCCUAAUGAUCCUGAAAUUAAAGAGCUUGUGAAGCGGUUGCAUCUUCUGCUUACUGUAAAGGACUCUGCUGCGAAUGUCUCAAAAAUCUGA
Messenger RNA from Lathyrus sativus (Indian pea), 609 nucleotides. NCBI's taxonomy places the organism in Eukaryota, Viridiplantae, Streptophyta, Magnoliopsida, Fabales, Fabaceae. The record is from the annotation of a GenBank genome assembly.